Molecule: messenger RNA, 1807 nt
Organism: Anoplopoma fimbria (sablefish)
Lineage: Eukaryota; Metazoa; Chordata; Actinopteri; Perciformes; Anoplopomatidae
Gene: eif2s3
Product: eukaryotic translation initiation factor 2, subunit 3 gamma
Exons: 12
Coding region: 36-1454 (472 amino acids)
Biological process (GO): formation of translation preinitiation complex; positive regulation of translational fidelity
Cellular component (GO): eukaryotic translation initiation factor 2 complex; cytosol
Molecular function (GO): GTP binding; GTPase activity; tRNA binding
Source: RefSeq, a predicted model, not a curated record
CGCGGCCGCCUCAUUCAGUCUCCUUUUCAUUCAAGAUGGCGGGCGACGAGUCUGGUACAACGCUUGGUCAGCCACAUCUGGCCAGACAAGACCUGAAUUCUCUUAAUGUGUCCACUCUGACGCCUCUCUCUCAAGAGAUCAUCAGCAGACAGGCCACCAUCAAUAUCGGCACCAUCGGUCAUGUGGCCCACGGAAAGUCCACGGUGGUGAAGGCCAUCUCUGGUGUUCACACUGUCAGGUUCAAGAACGAGCUGGAGAGGAACAUCACCAUCAAGCUAGGAUAUGCUAACGCUAAGGUCUAUAAGCUGGACGACCCCAGCUCUCCCAGGCCAGAGUGCUACAGGUCGUGUGGCAGCAGCACUCCGGACGAGUUCCCCUCAGACAUCCCCGGCAUCAAGGGCAACUUCAAACUGGUCAGACACGUGUCCUUUGUCGACUGUCCUGGUCACGACAUUUUGAUGGCCACUAUGUUGAACGGAGCCGCCGUCAUGGAUGCAGCUCUCCUGCUUAUUGCGGGCAACGAGUCGUGUCCUCAGCCCCAGACGUCGGAGCACCUGGCAGCCAUAGAGAUCAUGAAGCUGAAGCACAUCCUCAUCCUGCAGAACAAGAUCGACCUGGUGAAGGAGAGCCAGGCCAAAGAGCAGUACGAGCAGAUCCUCGCCUUCGUACAGGGCACGGUGGCAGAAGGCGCCCCCAUCAUUCCUAUCUCAGCACAGCUGAAGUACAACAUCGAGGUGGUUUGUGAGUACAUCGUCAAAAAGAUCCCAGUGCCCAUCAGAGACUUCAUCUCCGAGCCCAGACUCAUCGUCAUCAGAUCUUUUGACGUGAACAAGCCGGGCUGUGAGGUGGAUGACUUGAAAGGAGGCGUGGCUGGAGGAAGUAUCCUGAAGGGAGUCCUCAAGGUGGGUCAAGAGAUCGAGGUGCGGCCCGGUAUCGUGUCCAAAGACCACGAAGGGAAGCUGAUGUGCAAACCCAUCUUCUCCAAGAUCGUCUCUCUGUUUGCUGAGCACAACGACCUGCAGUACGCUGCUCCUGGAGGCCUCAUCGGUGUGGGCACCAAGAUCGACCCGACGCUGUGCCGGGCGGAUCGUAUGGUCGGGCAGGUGCUGGGCGCCGUCGGAGCGCUGCCAGAGAUCUUCACCGAGCUGGAGAUCUCCUACUUCCUGCUCAGGAGGCUGCUGGGAGUCCGCACAGAGGGGGACAAGAAGGCUGCCAAGGUCCAGAAGCUGUCUAAGAACGAGGUUCUGAUGGUGAACAUCGGCUCGUUGUCGACGGGCGGCCGCGUCAGCGCUGUGAAGGCCGAUCUGGCCAAGAUCGUCCUCACCAACCCCGUCUGCACGGAGGUCGGAGAGAAGAUCGCUCUGAGCCGACGUGUGGAGAAACAUUGGCGUCUGAUUGGAUGGGGUCAGAUCAGGAGGGGCGUGACCAUCACACCCACAGUGGACGAUGACUGAGGAGGAAGCAGCGCUCCGUCAGCCGGACGUCACGACCAUCACUCUCUUCUCCGUUGCUUUUUUGUUUUGUUUAGUUUUUUGGGGGUUUUUUUCCACAAGGAGGAAGGAAGGGAACAGAGCAGGACACGUCGGGGUUUUAAAGAUUCCUCCUCCUUCUUCCUCUGCUCCUCUUCCUCAGCAGCAACACGAGGAGGUCCAGUUCAACCUUUCUACCUGUUUAUUUCUUUUUUUGUUGCUGCAGAAGAAGAGGAUGGAGGAGGAGGAGGUUCACAUGCUUUCAAAGCGAAACAUGGAGGUUCAUUCAGUGCAGAAAUGAUUUCAGUCAAAUCUAAUAAAAAACAUUUGGAAGAAAA